Molecule: messenger RNA, 1266 nt
Organism: Melitaea cinxia (Glanville fritillary)
Lineage: Eukaryota; Metazoa; Arthropoda; Insecta; Lepidoptera; Nymphalidae
Exons: 1
Coding region: 1-1266 (421 amino acids)
Biological process (GO): DNA replication, removal of RNA primer
Molecular function (GO): RNA-DNA hybrid ribonuclease activity; nucleic acid binding
Source: RefSeq, a predicted model, not a curated record
AUGCUUGUGACGCGCAAACUGAAGUAUGACACCCCAUGUCUUCGCAUGGGCGGGGUCGACGUUGUCUUAUCGAGCGAAAUCAAGCUGCUGGGGGUCGUCAUAGACCAUAAACUAACCUUCAACGCCCACGUCGCGAACGUCUGCAAACGCGCGGUCGCCUUCUACCACCAGCUGGCCCGAGCGGCUAGGGCCAGCUGGGGUCUCCAUCCUGAAGUGAUCCGCACUAUUUACAGAGCGGUGGUCGAACCUGUGAUCUUGUAUGCGGCCGCCGUCUGGUCGCCGGCCGUGUCUAAGCUCGGUAUACGCAAACAGCUGAACGUGGUCCAACGGGGCUUCGCACAGAAGCUUUGCAGGGCAUACCGAACCACCUCCCUGAACUCCGCACUGUUGCUCGCUGGAAUACUCCCCCUCGACCUCCGCGUUCGCGAAGCGGCGACUUUAUAUGAGGCGCGGAGGGGGGUGCCCCAGCGGGUGAUAGGGGAUCGGGAGGUGGAGCGGAUGUCCUCGGCUCUGCGGUCUCCGCAUCCCGCCUGUCAUGUCGACCUCGAGUUCAAGUGCCUGGUCGACCGAGAACAGUUCAUUGCAAAUAGCGAACACGAAGUUAACAUCUUUACGGACGGCAGCAAGAUUGAGGGCAAGGUGGGGGCAGCCCUGUCCGUAUGGACUGGCGCCGCCGAAGCUAGAACCCUCAAGCUUGCUUUGCCGUCCUAUUGCACGGUGUACCAGGCGGAACUCUUGGCGAUAUGCCGGGCGGCGCGGAUGGCCGCAGACAACUUGGCCGGAUCAGUCGGUAUAUACUCUGACUCCCUGUCGGCACUGCUCACACUCAAGAAUCCAAAAGCCCUCCAUCCCCUGGCCGUAGAGGCGAGGGAACACCUGCGAAGGGCUCUGCUCCAGGACAAACAUAUAGAAUUGUUCUGGAUCAAAGCCCACGCAGGGCUAGAGGGGAACGAGCGUGCCGACCAUCUGGCCAAGGAGGCUGCGCUGAAGUCCAAACGCGCGUUUGACUACGACAGCUGCCCGGUUUCGUUCAUCAAGCGGAGCAUUCGCAUGCAGUCGCUUGAUGAAUGGAACCAGCGGUAUCGGGCCGGCGAAACGGCUGGCGUCACCAGGGUCUUCUUCCCUGACGCGACGGCCGCACACAGGAUCAUAGGUAAAAUAAAGGUGGACAGGUUUCACUCAGGUGUUGACGGGGCACGGCGGAUUCUCCAAGUACUUGUACCGCUUCAAGUGCAAGGAGAGUCCAUCGUGCGUCUGCGACCCUGA